AACUUCAUCUUUUUCUUUGAAUCAUUAUUCAUCACAUCAUCAAAAAAAAGAUCCUUCGUGUUAAAAAAUGUCAUCUACAAGAGUGCCUUUGACUGAAAGGCCAAAAGACCUUGCCAUGUUUAUUUACUUUGUCACGCAUAUCCCUACUACUAUAUUAAUGGAUAUAGUCCCGCUGUACCCAAGCUUCAUGAAGCCCUAUGUCCAACCGUUGGUUCAGUUCACUGAGUAUUAUGUCGACACCUACAAGGACCCAUUUAUUGCAGAUAGAUCUCUCAUUUGGUUUAACACGUUUUUGCACAUGGAGGGACUUAUUCAAUUGCCUAUCUUUUUCUUUGCUGCUUGGGGCUUAUACCACAAUAAGAGAAGUAUUGCUCUGUGGAUCUGCGUUUAUGCUGCUCAUGUUAUCACGACGGUAUUGCCUUGCAUCGCUACCCUGAACUUUGGCACGGCUAAGGAUUUCCCAUUCCAUAUCACGGAUAAACAAAAACUGUUUUUGAUCAGUCUUUACACGCCAUGGUUCUUGUUCCCAGCCUGGAUGUUGUAUGAAUGCUUUCACCGUGUCCGAUCUAACGAAAGAAGUAUUGUCUCCUCCCAGGCCGACAAAAAACAACAAUGACGAUGAUCCAUGACGAGGACGAAAACAUUUGUUCUAGAUGCUAUUAGCUACGCGCAUGAAUUAAACGAGUAGAUAGUUGGCAUAUCUGUACGUGUGUGUAAUUUGAUUCUUUUUUGUGCCAAAGCGUGGGUGUUUUUUCUUUUUUGGUGUUUAUUGAUGCAGGGUGCUUGACUAGCUCAAAUAUCAAAUAAACAUCCCAGCUUGUUGGGGC
This is a messenger RNA of Lobosporangium transversale, 827 nucleotides long. RefSeq names its product transmembrane protein 6/97. Lineage: Eukaryota; Fungi; Mortierellomycota; Mortierellomycetes; Mortierellales; Mortierellaceae. Gene Ontology annotation, cellular component: endoplasmic reticulum. The record is from RefSeq and is a predicted model, not a curated record. The coding region runs from base 68 to 616 and encodes 182 amino acids. The transcript has 2 exons.